Vitis vinifera (wine grape) is the source of this 629-nucleotide messenger RNA. RefSeq lists its product as uncharacterized. Gene Ontology annotation, biological process: DNA-templated DNA replication; DNA synthesis involved in DNA repair. The transcript is spliced from 2 exons. NCBI's taxonomy places the organism in Eukaryota, Viridiplantae, Streptophyta, Magnoliopsida, Vitales, Vitaceae. Gene Ontology annotation, molecular function: DNA-directed DNA polymerase activity. The coding region runs from base 41 to 409 and encodes 122 amino acids. Gene Ontology annotation, cellular component: delta DNA polymerase complex. The record is from RefSeq and is a predicted model, not a curated record.
AAUUCAAAAUUUAAAAAACCAGAGAGAGAGAGAGAGAGAGAUGGCUUCAGGCAACAUGAAGGGUUACUUCAAGCAGAAGAAGAGUGGAGGAGGAAGAGGAAUCGCCAAGCCAAAGCCUUCCAAGAAAUCCACUAAGAUACAGCCUACCCAUGUCGCCACUUUAGGCUCUGAUGUGGUCCAACCUUCAACCCUCUCAGCCCAUAAUCUCCAAGAUGAUGAAUAUGAUGGGAAUGAGACGGUGUUGAGGCAGUUUGACAUGAACAUGGCAUAUGGACCAUGCCUAGGGAUGAGCAGACUGGCGCGAUGGGAGCGUGCUCAGCGUCUAGGCCUGAACCCUCCCAAGGAGAUUGAAACCCUCCUGAAACAAGGCAAGGCUCGGGCUGACUGCUUGUGGGAUGGCUGCGUUUAGACUAGAAAGAACAGUGUAUCAUGGAAUGCUUUGCUCCUAGAUGAAUGUCCAGCCUCUGGCUGCACUGGUUAGUCAUGUUUGUAUGUUCUGAACUUGAAUUUCUGGAUCUUUUAUGGGAUAUUUUGCUCUGUAAGUAUGCUUUUAACUUGAAUUUUUGGGUCGUUUAUGGGAUGUUAUGUCCUGGAAGUUGAAAGCUUUGAAGAUGUUUGCAGUCCCUAAA